AAAGUAACAGACUUGUCUGAAUUUUUGCUGCCUGUCUCUCCUCCCUCCUUCAAGAUUUCCCUCGUGCAAGAUGCUAUCAGGACAAGGCGUGAAGUUGGAUGUGUAAGACAGAUUAAGAAGAUUUUUGUCAACAUUGGUACCCCAGUAAGUGCUGUGAGUAAUGUGCAAGCUAGAGAAAGCGAGCCCCAAAUCCCAUUUUGAUUCGGAAAGGCAGCUGGAGCAGAAUUAUGUAAAACUCUGUCUCAGACAGUACCAGAGUUUUGACAAGUGCAUUUUGUGACGUGACCCUGCUGAGUGUGAGCCAGCACGGAGGCAGGAGCCGGGCAGGCACGAGAUGAGUGCAGCGAUGUCACAGGGUGAACGGUCCACUGGGAAGACCCUAGCGGGCACGAUGGAGUCACGGGACGUGACCCCGCAGAAGGGCUCUCUCCAGCUCCUCGUGAAGAAACGGGAGUCCGCCAGUGCCACAAGCCCCAGCGUGGUGCGCCAGCGCCCACCAGUGCCACGGGCACGGUCACGUUCACGGAAGAGACGCAUCCGUGUCAAAUCCGUGGAAAUACUGCGGGCACACGGUCGGCUCAUGGAGACGAUCGAGGAGGAGCCCCUGGACAGCUCGGGCGAGAUCGAAACCUUCCCCGUUGCUGUCAAGGAGGUUGAGAGCCACUUGGAGAGCCUGGGUGGCAGGAAGGGAGCAGAGAGUGCGAGGACCUCCCUGUCACCAGCUCGGACUAGCGAGCCUGAGAGCAAUCCAGGCGUAGCGGAGUCCACUGUUAAGAGGAGGAGGGCAGUCUCUGAGACGCUCUCAGAAACCGGAGAAAACAGCAAUGCCAAAGUUUCAGGGGGUGGUCGCAGACCUCUGAGAGGACUUCGAGAAGCGCGCCCUCCGAAGCCUGGCAAGACGCUGCAGCUCUUUGAGGAGAAUGUCUCCUUAAAGGAUAAAGAGUCUCUUUCUCAAGCUGCAGCGUCUGAAGCAGAGAAGAGGAGCUGCUUUGCCAAUAAUAUUUCCGAGGAGACCAAGGCCUGCACUGCGCCUGGCGGCCUGGCAGCAGUCAGGAGGCACUCUGAGGACAGGCAGACCGCCUCCUCGAGGAUGAGCGAUGCUCGUUGCCAGCAGGAGCAGAAAACUGCACAGUUUCUCAGAUACACAGAAUCGUCCACUGGAGAAGUGAUGAAAAGUGCCCAAAAGUUGAAGGCGGUAUGA
Molecule: messenger RNA, 1201 nt
Organism: Anas platyrhynchos (mallard)
Lineage: Eukaryota; Metazoa; Chordata; Aves; Anseriformes; Anatidae
Source: RefSeq, a predicted model, not a curated record